UGGUAUAAAAAAAAAAAAAAAUUGGUAAGAAAGAACCAAAAAGCCUUCUUCUUUCUUUCCUCUGCGACAUGUUUGCCCUGAAACCUGCCCUUUUUUUCAUUCCUUUCGCUUUGUUUCUCAAAAUUUGUUGAGCAAUUUCUUAUCAUUUCAAAUGCAACAAGAUUAAUUAGCAGAUUAACAACUCCUUUCUAGGUUACACCUGGGAGCUUCACAUGGGUUCCAAGCAUAUUUGCCGGAAAAUCCAGUGAAGCACAUCUCAUCUUCAAAAGUGCUUUGUGGAAGAAAAUCAGGUGCUGAACAUAACAAGAGAAUGCAAUGGGGGGCUCCAGUGGGCCAAGGCUUUCUGGAAUGCAGAGACAAGUACUUGGUCUAUACAGAGGGUUUCUGCGAGCAGCUCGUUUGAAAAGCAUUGAAGACCGUCAGAAAAUUGAAUCAAUUGUAUCUGCUGAGUUCCGCCACAAUGCUAAGCAUGUAGAUCGCAAAAAUUUCCUUUACAUUGAAUACUUACUGCGUCGUGGUAAGAAACAGCUUGAUCAGCUCAAGAGCCCUGAUAUUGAUGGUUUAUCAUCCUUGGAUGUUGGUUUGUCCCAGACACAUCAUACUAAGGCUUGAAGUAAGAAAAUGAUUUUUUUUCUUAAUUUGUCAUUUGCUAAACUAAAUUCAAUCCAUCCUGAUUAAAUUGAAUUUAAGAGGAAAGAAUAAUUAGGAUUAAGGCCAUAAUCUAUUUUAAAGAUUUAUUGAUAUUGCAGUUUAUUGAUGAUAUGUACUCUUUGGCAAUAUGUACCAAUGAAUUUCCAACAAUAACAGAUUAUAUUGAGAUUUAAAGUUCAAAUUCUUUUA
Messenger RNA from Ziziphus jujuba (common jujube), 840 nucleotides. Its product is annotated as succinate dehydrogenase assembly factor 1, mitochondrial. The transcript has 2 exons. The record is from RefSeq and is a predicted model, not a curated record. The coding region runs from base 316 to 612 and encodes 98 amino acids. NCBI's taxonomy places the organism in Eukaryota, Viridiplantae, Streptophyta, Magnoliopsida, Rosales, Rhamnaceae. Gene Ontology annotation, cellular component: mitochondrion. Gene Ontology annotation, biological process: mitochondrial respiratory chain complex II assembly.